AUGCCCAUGUACCAGGUAAAGCCGUAUCACGGGGUGAGUGGAUCGCUGUGUGUAGAGCUCCCCACCUGCAUGUACCGAGUCCCUAAUAUACACGGCAAGAACCGAGGCUCAGCCUUCACCGUGGGCCCGGCAGGGCACGUGCAGGAAGAGGCUGAUCCAUCUCUUCAGGCCCUUGAGUCUCGCCAAGAAGAGAUUUUAAAACGUUUGUAUGAAUUGAAAGCUGCUGUUGAUGGGCUCUCCAAGAUGAUACAAACUCCAGAUGCCGACUUUGAUGUGACAAACAUGAUCCAAACUGAUAAAUAUACUACUUUAACGACAAGUGCAGUAGACUUAGAUUCAAUGCUUGGGAAGGAUUAUGGAGCAUUGAAAGAUAUUGUGAUCAAUGCAAACCCAACUGUGCCUCCACUUUCCUUGUUGGUGCUACAUAACUUCCUUUGUGAACACUACAAGAUAUUAUCAACUGUUCAUGUGCAUUCAUCUGUAAAGAAUGUUCCUGAAAAUCUUAUGAAGUGUUUUGGAGAAGAGGCCAAGAAACAAUCACGUCAUGAGUAUCAAUUGGGUUUUACCUUAAUUUGGAAGGAUGUGCCAAAGCCCCAGAUGAAGUUCAGUAUUCAAACAAUGUGUCCUAUUGAAGGUGAAGGGAACAUUGCUCGGUUUUUAUUCUCACUGUUUGGCCAGACACAUAAUGCUGUUAGUCUAACACUUAUAGAUAGUUGGAUAGACAUGGCUCUUUUUCAGUUGAGAGAAGGAAGCAGUAAAGAAAAAGCAGCUGUCUUACGCACCAUGAACUCUGCUCUUGGCAGAAGUCCCUGGCUGGUGGGAAAUGAACUCACUGCAGCAGACAUUAUAGCUUGGUGUGCACUUCAGCAGUCAGGUAGUUCUAAUUCUGUUCCAGCCAAUGUGCAAAAAUGGAUGAAAUCGUGUGAAAAUUUGGCCUCUUUUAACAUUGCCGUGAAACUCCUGAAGUAAAUCCUUAGAAUACGUUUUUAAAGGGGCAUAACUGAAAAGUAGUACUGCCUCAUGCCUGCUCAUAAAUGUACUUUUACUAAAGUUGAUGACUUAUGGCCAGAUGUCAAAAACCAAUAAAAUUAUUAUAGAA
This is a messenger RNA of Monodelphis domestica (gray short-tailed opossum), 1099 nucleotides long. RefSeq names its product aminoacyl tRNA synthetase complex interacting multifunctional protein 2 (gene AIMP2). Gene Ontology annotation, cellular component: aminoacyl-tRNA synthetase multienzyme complex. NCBI's taxonomy places the organism in Eukaryota, Metazoa, Chordata, Mammalia, Didelphimorphia, Didelphidae. The record is from RefSeq and is a predicted model, not a curated record.